AUGUCCGAUAUUAGAAGGAGACGUCAAUUGCCCAUAAAUAUAUCCCGUAAAAGAAUUCCAAAGACAUCGUCUGCUGGUACAAGCUCGCUAUCAACUGCUGGCAUACACAAAAAUGAUACUCAAUUCACCGUACCGAAGUAUGUGAACUAUUCUUCACUAAUAUCCAGAAAAAGACAGAAAGAAUUGGGCUCUUUAGCACCUUCAUUGAUAGUAGAGUCUUCUUCUAUAAACAGUACUCCGGAAUUUAUACUACUCUGCAAAUUGUUUGUACCUCGAACCAGUUAUCUUAGGAUCACAGAGAGUAGACUUAUGCAGAAGCUACCAAAUCUUAUAUACAGUACCACUGGAGUUUCUGGGUCGACCAGUACCAGUGAUAGUUCCAAGUAUACGCUUGCAAACUACCAAUUACAUCUUUUAAUGGCCACCAUUACUUCCAAGUAUAUCGAUUCUUGGUAUUCUAGCAAGUUAAACACAGAUAACUUCGAAUUUAUAGAAAUUAUUUACAAGCAUUUGUGCCAUGUAGUGCGGCAGCUCGUCAAUAGGUUGAGGAAGAGAGUGUUUGCAACCGUUAAUUCAUCGAUGGAUUUCUUGAAUGAGUUCAUUGAGAUUCUCAAUAAUCAUCUUGAGGAAACCUUGACCAGAAAAUGGGAAGAUGUAACUAACGAUAGUGUUGUUUAUGACGAUGACUAUGAAGACAAAAUACGAUCCUACCUAAGCAGGCGGAAUGUAAUAUUUUCAGAACGAAAAAACAGGAAAGGUGAUGAUGAGGUAGUUGAACUAGCCGAUCAGUCAUUUUUCGAUAGACAGAGCAAUUACGAACCUCUGAGCGAAAUUGUCUAUCUUAGGGUACUAAGUAGUAAAAUUGUAGGAUUAUUGUUUGAAGAAGGAGAACGAGAGACAGAAGAGGAAAAUGAAGAAGAAGUAGACGAAGAAGAAGAGGAGAUCGACGAGGAAGAAGAGCAAGGUGGUGAUAUACAGGCUAUGUCACCAAUUGGAGAAGGCUUACUUAUAUCAAUUUUGGGGGACUUGGUGUUUGUCAAAGUACUAGAGAGCUUCUCUAACCCAAAUUUUUUAUUGGGCAUUGUGAACACAGUAGUAGAUAAGUUUGGUGAUGAGGGAAACGAGAACGAAGCAAAGAAGCAUGGAGCUAAGGGAGCUGGGCUAAAAAGUGGUGCAGCCCUGAUUGGGUUUAUUGGCCAUUUACUGAAUUUCAGUUCUGCCGCGUAUAAUAUUGUAGAAAGUUUUCUCGACAACAUUCAAAUAUACACGAAUAGAAAUGAGGCCAAGAGUACCAAGGAGCAAACCAUGGAUGAAAAUAUCCUCAACUCUUCAAUAUUCCGGUUAAUUGACAUGGUUACCCAGUUUUCUGAUCGAAAACCGAUACUCACCGGCUUUUUGAAAUAUUUCCGAUCUUUGAUUUUAAGCAAUUCGUAUAUUUCAUGCAGAGUUGAUUUGAAGUUGAAAAGUAUCAUAUGGGACAAUACCUCCAUGGCAGAUGAUUCCUUAGCCGAGAUCAUCGCAAAGUUGAGAAUGAGUUUAUUUGGAGAAAAGGAUAAGGAUAAGGAUAAGGAAAAGGAGAAAGAAAUAGGUAAUAGCACUGAUGAGAAUAGUAGUACGAGUGAAGAUCUUACAGUUGAAGCAUUGGCUGCGAAGAUUUCAACGGUUUUGACGAAAAAAACCCCACAAAGUGCAUUAACGCCGGGCUUCACAUAUUUGCAAGAUGGCCAACAAAAUGACAUCUUAAGAUUACUUGGUGUCUUCAAAGAGAAUCAGGACCUAAACAAAUUGCUAAUAAUUCAGUGGGUCGACUUGAUCAUGGCAAAAACUUUCCCGGAGUUGACUGAAUAA
Molecule: messenger RNA, 1848 nt
Organism: Dujonia railenensis
Lineage: Eukaryota; Fungi; Ascomycota; Pichiomycetes; Serinales; Debaryomycetaceae
Source: the annotation of a GenBank genome assembly